AUGUCGCUGGCAGCUGCAUGGAGGCGAUUGGCCUAUGUUGCAGGGGGCGCGUCGGCGGGCUUCUUGGCAUCAUACAGGCAUGACUUCAAGCAGCUGGAGUUCGAUGUGGCAGCGCUGUCAGGGCCUGCAUUGCGAUUCCUGGACGGCGAGACAGCGCACAAUGUAGCCAUCUGGGCGGCGGCACAUGGCUUGCUGCCCAAGGAGACCCGUCCAGACCCCCCCAGCCUCAGAACGACCGUGUGGGACCGGGACUUCCCAAACCCGCUUGGCCUGGCAGCUGGGUUCGACAAGAGUGCAGAGGGGCCUGAGGCCCUCUUAAACCUAGGAUUUGGGUUUGUCGAGAUUGGCUCGGUCACUCCGCUCCCUCAGCCCGGAAAUGCAAAGCCUCGGGUCUUCAGGAUAGAGGAGGAGGGGGCUGUGAUCAAUCGAUAUGGGUUCAACAAUGACGGCGUGGACGCCGUCCGCCAGCGGCUGAAGACCUUCCGCAACCGGCAAGAUGACCCCAGCACCAGCACCCCUGCGGGCCUGCUGGGCGUCAACCUGGGCAAGAACAAGGCCACCGAGGACGCCGCCGCCGACUACUGCAUCGGGGUGGCCAAGCUGGCACGCCUUGCCGACUACCUGGUCAUCAACGUGUCGUCGCCCAACACACCUGGCCUGCGCGCCCUCCAGGGCAGGCGGGAGCUGCAGUCCUUGGUCCGGCGGGUCAAGGCCGAGCGGGAUGCCCUGGCCUGGCACGGGAAGCCCGCCCCGCCGCUGCUCAUCAAGAUCGCGCCCGACCUCACGGCGGAGGAUCUGGGGGACAUUGCCGCCGUGGCGCUGUCCGAGGGCGUUGAUGGCCUGGUGGUCUCCAACACCACCCUGGAGCGCCCGCCAGGCGUCGCGGCGCACCCCGCCGGCGCCGAGGCCGGCGGAUUGAGCGGGGCACCCCUCUUCGAGCGCAGCACGGCGGUGCUGGGGCAGUUGUACCGCCUCACCCACGGCCGCCUGCCCCUGAUCGGCGUGGGCGGCGUGUCUACGGGGGAGCAGGCCUACCGCAAGAUCCGCGCGGGGGCCUCCCUGGUGCAGCUGUACACGUCGCUAGCGUUGAGCGGGCCGGCGCUGGUGCGGCGCGUGAAGCUGGAGCUGGCCGCCUGCCUCGCCCGCGACGGCUUCAAGUCCGUCGCUGAUGCGGUGGGCGCCGACCAUCGCAGGGACGCGCAGGGUAGAAGGGCUUGA
Molecule: messenger RNA, 1218 nt
Organism: Auxenochlorella protothecoides
Lineage: Eukaryota; Viridiplantae; Chlorophyta; Trebouxiophyceae; Chlorellales; Chlorellaceae
Product: Dihydroorotate dehydrogenase (quinone), mitochondrial
Exons: 9
Coding region: 1-1218 (405 amino acids)
Biological process (GO): 'de novo' pyrimidine nucleobase biosynthetic process; pyrimidine ribonucleotide biosynthetic process
Cellular component (GO): cytoplasm; mitochondrial inner membrane
Molecular function (GO): dihydroorotate dehydrogenase activity
Source: RefSeq, a predicted model, not a curated record